AAAGUGUUUAUAUUCACAAAUGUUAAUAGUAAUAAAUCUGCGUUAAUAAAAAAACGGCAAGCGAUUUUGUUUUGCAUUACUUACCGCUAACUGGACCGAAAUUAAACCACAACCACAUACGCGUGCGUGUGUGUGUGUGUGUGUGUGUGUGUGUGUUCAAAACUUUGUGUACACCUAACCAUUGUAUUUGCAUGUUGAACAUCACAAUCGAAAUUAUUUCUCAUUUUCUGUAAAAUAAAACAAUGUUGUUAAGAGCAUUAUAAGUUAUAUAUUUGUUUUAAACUUUACCAGUACUGUAUAUUUGUGGUUCACCUUCAUUAACUAAAAAAGUGAUACACUAGGUCUACCGCUAAUCUGGCCUAAUUGAUUAGUUUCGGUGAAUUAGAGCAAACCUGGCAACCCUGCGAGCUAUGUAGACAGCAGUCUGAGUAAGGCAUCUCGGGUCUGAGAGGUGUAUUCAUAGAUAUCAGUCUAAAUAUGUGACUUGCUAUUGGACGUUGUUGAGUAUUUUUGGAGUUAUUUACUAAGACUCUUGCCAGUCUUUGGAUCUUAUUAUUUUUUAUAUUUGAGCUAGUUCAGCUUCUCAGCUCCAGGUGCUGAGGCAUUUCACUGAAGCGGCGCGUAUAACGGUUUCCUGUAAAGAGUAAAAAGGAGCCUGUGUACUGAAGAGGGUCUGCGGAUCAGAGUUACAUCUGAGAGCCUCCUCUCUACAUAGUAACACUGACGUGCAUGCAAAGUGAAAGAAGAAAAUUCAUGCAUUAAGUAAAAGGUUCAAACUGAAAAUGUGAAAAAAAUAAAUAAAUUUAAAAAAUUUAAAAAAGAAGAGAAGAGAAGAGAAAAAAGGAGACACCGUACAAUGGCAGUGAACAUGAGCAGCAGUGGCAGCUGUAACAGUUCAUUCACAAAGGAACUGUUACCUCCCAUCUACGGUGUGGAGAUGUGUGUGGCGCUGAUGGGAAACAUACUGGCACUGUAUCUGAUAGUUACUAAGGAAAGGAAAAACUGGCACACUGGAGUGGUGUUUUCCUGCAACCUGGUCAUCAGUGACAUCCUGUACGCCCUCACUCUGCCUCUUCUCAUCGUCUACUAUUGGAAAGGACGAAUUUGGGGAUUUGGUAAUGCUAUGUGCAAAAUAGAGCGCUUUCUCUUCACCUGUAACCUCUACGUCAGCAUUUACUUCAUCAUGUGCAUCAGUGUUAAUCGAUACCUGGCCAUCGUUCAUCCCUUCUUCACACGCAACCACAUUCGACCGAAGCAUGCCAAAAUCAUCAGUUUGCUGGUAUGGAUUUUGGUCGCAGGCUUGUCAUCCCCAAUCCUCUACUAUUCAGGGGUCAAGAAAAACAGGUGUUCCUUAUUCGCAGAUUCGGAACAUGAAUAUAAAAAGUUUGCCUACAGGGUGUUUCUGGCUGUUAUAGCCUGCUUGAUUCCAUUUUUGGCAACAUUUGCCUCCUAUAUUGGUGUCAUUUGGGUGGUUUUCAAAAAUGAGAAUAUAACAUUGCUGGAGAAGAAAAAAGUGGCUCUGAUGGUGGGUUUAGUCUGUGCUCUUUACUCCAUCUCUUUUGUACCUUAUCACGUUUUACAAAUAUGGCACUUUAAACUGAAAGCGGAAAAAAAUCAAAAUUAUUAUGUGUGUUACGGAUACCAAGUGUCAAAGGCAUUAGCCUGUGUGAACAUGUGCCUCCAUCCCAUCCUGUAUAUGGCUGUGUUUGACAGUAUCAUGGCAGUGUGCUGCAGAAGGAGCUCAGAUGAAUCUAAUUGAUCUACCAAAACGUUUUGUUCUUUCAGGUUCUGAUUAUAUUUGAUAUAUUGAUUUUUUUUUAUUUUUUAUAUUUGAUGCGCAUGAUCGAAAAUGUAUAAAUAAUGUACUGGAUGUAAAGAUGGGUUUUUGUUAACAUAAACAGCUGCAUACACAUAUUUACAAAUAAACGUGAUGAAAACCAA
This is a messenger RNA of Silurus meridionalis, 1941 nucleotides long. RefSeq names its product P2Y purinoceptor 11-like. Lineage: Eukaryota; Metazoa; Chordata; Actinopteri; Siluriformes; Siluridae. Gene Ontology annotation, cellular component: plasma membrane. The coding region runs from base 857 to 1759 and encodes 300 amino acids. The transcript has 3 exons. The record is from RefSeq and is a predicted model, not a curated record. Gene Ontology annotation, biological process: cellular response to ATP; calcium-mediated signaling; G protein-coupled receptor signaling pathway. Gene Ontology annotation, molecular function: neurotransmitter receptor activity; G protein-coupled ATP receptor activity.